AUGAGUUUUAAAGAUUUGGAUGAAGCUAAAAGAAUUGUGGGGUUUUAUGCAAUUGCUAAUAAAAAGGGCCUUAAAGUUUUUAAGAGUGACACCGGUAGAGUUAGUUAUAAAUGUGAUGUUGGUUGUCCUUUUAGGUGCUUGAUAUCUAAGGAUAAUAAAGAUCAAGGAUUUAAAAUUAAGUCUUUGAAAACAGAACACAAUUGUCAGCCAGCAUACAAGAAUAGAAGAGCUACUCCCCAAGCUUUAGCGCACUAUUUCAAGAACAAAGUCCAAAAUAAUCCUAAAUAUAAAGUGAAAGACAUGAGGGUGGACCUAGAGGAUCAAUUCAAUCUAAAUGUUAGCUAUUCAAAGAUGAAGAGGGUAAAGAGGCUUGUGCUAGAGAAAUUGGAGGGUAGCUUCAUUGAUGAUUACAAUAGGUUAGAGGUAUAUGCUCAAGAGUUGAGGGAUAGUAACCCUGGUUCUGAUGUGGUGAUAAACAUAUCUAAAGAUGCUUUGGCAGAAGGAAAAAGAAGGUUCCUUAGAAUGUAUAUUUGCUUCCAAGCUUUGAAAACAGGCUGGAAAGCAGGUUUGAGACCUCUUAUAGGCCUAGAUGGCACAUUUCUAAAAGGGAAGUGUAAGGGAAUUCUACUGGUGGCCAUGGCACAAGAUUCAGUGAAAUAUUUUUAUCCUUCUCUUGCAUGGGCAGUAGUUGAUAAAGAAACUGGUAGAACCUGGAAGUGGUUUAUGGAGUUACUGAGAAAUUCCUUGGAGCUUGAAGAUGGUGAAGGAGUGACAUUUAUGUCAGAUUUGCAAAAGGGGCUUUUGGAGGCUGUUUCUAAUGUCCUUCCAAAAGCAAAUCACAGAUGGUGUGCUAGGAACAUUGAAGCUAAUUGGAGCAAAAAUUGGAGGGGUAUAGAGAUGAAAAAGUUAAUGUGGUGGUGUGCUUGGAGUACCUAUGAAGAAGAGUUCAAGGAUCAACUGAAGGCUCUGGGUGAUGUUCAUGAAGAUGCAGCUAGGGAACUAAUACACUACCCUCCUCAAUAUUGGUGUAGGGCUUAUUUUGAUACUAAAUGCAAGAAUCAUAUGGUUGAUAAUAACUUUACGGAAUCAUUCAAUAAAUGGAUUCUUGAAGCUAGAAAUAAACCUAUAAUUAAGAUGUUGGAAGACAUUAAAUUAAAGGUAAUGAAUUUGUUGAAGAACCGUGAGGAGGAAUGUAGGAAUUGGAAGGAAGAAAUUAGCACAUAUGCCAUAGAGCUUUACAAUGAUUACAGAGUGAUUGCAAUAGAGUGCAAAGUUGUCUUUAAUGGAGAUUACGGAUAUGAAGUGGUUGAGGGUAAAGAUAAGCAUACAGUUAACCUUGAAUUAAAGAAGUGUACUUGCAGGGCCUGGAAUUUGACAGGAAUACCAUGUCCUCAUGCCAUCAAAGCUUUAAUGCACGACAAACAAGAUCCAUUAAGCGAGGUGCAUUGGUGGUAUUCAAAGGAAGCUUAUAUGUUGGCAUACAUGCACAAGUUACAACCUGUGAGAGGUGAGAAAUUUUGGAAAAUUGAGCCAGAACAUGCAAUGGAGCCACCAGAAGCUAAUGGUGAAGGAACUUCCCAAACAGUACAAGAUGUGCCCUUGACGGCACCCCAAGACAGUCAAAAUUCAGAAUUUGCCUUCAUGCCUACUCCGGGUGUGAGAAUGACCUCUCCUGAACAUUCCAGUCAAUUUGCUGAACUUCAAAACACACUUCAACAAUCUGUUGCACCUUCAAUAUAUAGUUAUUUGUUAUUACCCAAGGCUCUUGCCAGAAUGCUAAUGGGAAAAUCUGACUUCCCAUAUGCUAAUGGCAAUACAUUGUACAGGCAAUAA
This is a messenger RNA of Nicotiana attenuata, 1833 nucleotides long. RefSeq lists its product as uncharacterized. Lineage: Eukaryota; Viridiplantae; Streptophyta; Magnoliopsida; Solanales; Solanaceae. The transcript is spliced from 5 exons. Gene Ontology annotation, molecular function: zinc ion binding. Bases 1 to 1833 code for a protein of 610 amino acids. The record is from RefSeq and is a predicted model, not a curated record.